This is a messenger RNA of Cicer arietinum (chickpea), 6338 nucleotides long. RefSeq lists its product as uncharacterized. Lineage: Eukaryota; Viridiplantae; Streptophyta; Magnoliopsida; Fabales; Fabaceae. Gene Ontology annotation, molecular function: protein binding. The record is from RefSeq and is a predicted model, not a curated record.
GGCCCAGGAAGAAUUGAAUUAACGUCAUUUCUACACUAUCUACUUUCUUCAUUUCGCGGUGUACCUUAUCAUCGAGCUGUUACUUCCCUCUAGACAGUGGACACUCUCACUCCCUCAAACACAAAUCUAAUUACAUGCAUUCAUGUUUAUCUCGCUACAAUUACAGUUGCGUCCCUUUCAAAUUAAACCGUUUAACUCCCCGAACCGCACUGGUUCGCUCGGCGGUUUCUUCUCCAGAUAAACGAACCAGAAAGAAGAAGCAAGUGAAGGAUGACGACAGUGCACUCGAGAACAGUCUCCGGUUCAGUUUCAUGGAGGAACUCAUGGACCGGGCUAGGAACCGUGACUCAACCGGUGUUUCUCAAGUCAUGUACGACAUGAUUGCCGCCGGUUUAAGCCCUGGUCCUAGGUCGUUCCACGGUUUGGUAGUUUCUCACGCUCUCAAUGGCGAUGAACAAGCCGCGAUGGAUUCGUUGAGGAGAGUUUUAGGGACGGGGCUUCGACCGGUUCACGAGACUUUUGUUGCAUUGGUAAGAUUGUUUGGGUCUAAAGGUCAUGCUACUAGAGGUUUAGAGAUACUUGGAGCUAUGGAAAAUCUAAAUUAUGAUAUUCGUCAUGCUUGGACAAUUCUUAUUGAGGAACUUGUUCGGAACAAGCAUUUGGAAGAUGCUAAUAAAGUGUUUUUGAAGGGUGCUAAGGGUGGCCUCAGGGCUACCAAUGAGGUUUAUGAUCUUCUAAUCGAGGAAGAUUGCAAAGCAGGAGACCAUUCUAAUGCUUUAGAAAUUUCAUAUGAAAUGGAAGCUGCCGGACGAAUGGCAACAACAUUCCAUUUUAAUUGCCUUCUUUCUGUGCAGGCUACCUGUGGAAUACCUGAAAUAGCCUUUACAACAUUUGAGAACAUGGAAUAUGGAGAAGAUUUUAUGAAGCCUGAUACAGAAACCUACAAUUGGGUCAUUCAAGCAUAUACUAGAGCUGAUUCUUAUGACAGAGUACAAGAUGUUGCUGAGUUGCUUGGCAUGAUGGUUGAAGAUCAUAAGCGCAUACAACCAAAUGUGAAGACCCAUGCGCUGUUAGUGGAGUGUUUUACCAAGUACUGUGUAGUACGAGAAGCUAUCAGGCAUUUCCGAGCACUUACAAACUUUGAAGGGGGUACAAAAGUUCUACAUAAUGAAGGGAACUAUGGAGAUCCUCUUUCAUUGUACAUUCGGGCGUUGUGUCGGGAAGGAAGGAUUCUUGAAAUGCUUGAAGCUUUAGAAGCUAUGGCCAAAGAUAACCAGCAAAUCCCCCCACGGGCAAUGGUCUUGAGCAGAAAAUACCGGACAUUAGUGAGCUCAUGGAUUGAACCUUUACAAGAAGAGGCUGAACUUGGCUAUGAGAUUGAUUUUAUUGCUAGAUAUAUUGAGGAAGGUGGUCUUACAGGAGAGCGCAAACGAUGGGUGCCUCGUAGUGGUAAAACACCUCUAGAUCCUGAUGCUGAUGGAUUUAUAUAUUCAAACCCAAUGGAGACCUCCUUCAAACAAAGAUGCCUUGAAGAGAGGAAGUUGCACCAUAAGAAGCUUCUGAAGACAUUGCAGUAUGAAGGAAUUGCAGCUUUAGGGGAUGGUGUGUCUGAAUCUGAUUAUCUUAGAGUGCUCGAGUGGCUAAAGAAAAACAUAAAGGGGCCUGAACAGAACGUUUUAAAGCCAAAGGCUGCUAGUAAAAUGCUUGUGGGUGAAUUGAAGGAAGAGCUAGAAGCACAAGAUUUACCUACUGAUGGAACCAGAAAUGUUCUUUACCAGCGUGUUCAAAAAGCAAGGAGAAUAAAUCAAUCUCGCGGUCGUCCGCUUUGGGUUCCUCCCAUUGAAGAGGCGGAAGAAGAGGUGGAUGAAGAGCUGGAUGCAUUGAUUUCACGCAUAAGGCUCGAGGAAGGAAAUACAGAGUUCUGGAAACGUCGCUUCUUAGGAGAAGGCUUAACUGGUGAUCAUGAAACGCCAAUAGCUGAAGGUAAAUCAGAGUCCUCUGAAGUUCAAGAUGACGUUGAUGCUAUAGAGGUUUCUGCAAAAGAGGUUGAAGAUGAUGAAGCAGAUGACGACGACGACGAUGGUGAUGAAGAUGAGGAAGCAGAACAGGUAGAAGAGGAAGUAGAGCCAGUAGAGAACCAAGAUGUAGAGAGGAUAAAGGAAAAGGAAGUUGAAUCUAAAAAGCCCCUUCAAAUGAUUGGAGUCCAGCUGUUGAAAGAUUCUGACCAACCCUCUGCCACUUCUAAAAAGUUAAAGAGAAGAAAAUCUCGGCAUAAUGUUGAGGAUGAUGCCGAUGAUGAUUGGUUUCCUUUGGACAUGUUUGAGGCAUUUAAGGAAAUGAGGAAACGAAGAGUGUUUGAUGUAUCAGACAUGUAUACCUUAGCAGAUGCUUGGGGAUGGACGUGGGAGAGAGAACUGAAGAACAAACCUCCUUAUAGAUGGUCGCAGGAAUGGGAAGUCGAGUUGGCAAUCAGAGUUAUGCAGAAGGUCAUACAAUUGGGAGGGACGCCAACUAUUGGAGAUUGUGCCGUGAUCUUGCGUGCAGCUAUAAGAGCACCUCUACCUUCAGCUUUCUUGACAAUUUUGCAGACAACUCAUGGUCUUGGUUAUAAGUUUGGGAGACCACUUUAUGACGAGGUCAUCUCUCUCUGCCUUGAUCUUGGGGAACUAGAUGCAGCUGUUGCCGUUGUGGCAGACUUGGAGACAACGGGGAUCUCGGUUUCAGACCAGACUCUGGACAGGGUGAUUUCUGCUAAACAGGGGAUUGGCAAUGCUUCAAAUGGUGGUAUGGAUGCAGGAUUGUAAUACUAUAUCUUCAUAUUGUACUUGCUUCAUUUCUUUUUUUCUUCCAAGUGGAAAAAUAGUAAACACUACUUCAAACCUCUGAUAGAAACUUGUCCAUAAUUUGCAUGUGCAAGUGGUCCUUGUUUUAUGAUGCAUAUGGAGAAAAAUGUAUCUGCAUUAUUUGUGAUGUUGAUAUUAAUAUUAUUUAGUCUUAACUUUUGUUUAUCAGUAGGGCUUAAUGCAGAGGGAAAAUACCUUAUGGAAAUAAAAUUGAGAUUGUUUGACAAAUACAAUCAUCUUGAGAAUUGGAAUUCAAGUGAUUCCAAUCCUUGUGGUUGGAAUGGUGUCAUCUGCAGCAAUGAAACCAAUAAUCCAAUGGUAGAAUAUCUUGACUUGCAUGCAAUGAAUCUCUCAGGUUCUUUAUCUUCCAGCAUUGGUGGUUUGGUUCAUUUGAUUCACCUUAAUCUUUCUCAAAAUAGUUUAUCUGGUUUCAUACCAAAGGAAAUUGGAAAUUGUUUAAGUUUGAAGAUUCUUGGUCUCAACAAUAAUCAAUUUGAAGGUCGAAUUCCUGUCGAAAUAGGCCGGCUUUCGAAUUUAACAGAAUUGUAUAUUUUCAACAAUCAACUUUCUGGUCCUUUGCCUUAUGAAAUUGGUAACCUUUCUUCACUCUCAAUACUUAUUGUAUUCACAAAUCAUUUGACUGGUUCUUUGCCACCAUCAAUUGGUAAGCUUAAAAAUUUGAUCCGGUUUCGAGCCGGUCAGAAUAUGAUCUCAGGAAGUUUACCACAAGAGAUUGGUGGAUGUGAGAGUUUGGAGUAUCUUGGUUUGACUCAAAAUCAGAUAAGUGGUGAAAUACCAAAAGAACUUGGAAAACUCAAAAACUUGCAAUCUUUGGUCCUUAGGGAAAAUAAUCUUCAUGGUGCUAUACCUAAAGAGCUUGGAAAUUGUACUAAUUUAGAGGUACUUGCUCUCUAUCAGAACAAUCUUGUGGAAGCAAUUCCAAAGGAGAUUGGAAAACUUGCAUUUCUAAAGAGACUAUACCUUUACAGGAAUGAGUUGACAGGAAAUAUUCCAAAAGAGAUUGGUAACCUUUCUGUUGCAAUAGAGAUUGAUUUUUCAGAAAAUUUUCUAAUAGGUGAAAUACCAAUUGAGUUGGUUAAUAUAAAAGGCUUGCAAUUACUUCAUCUUUUUCAAAACAAGUUAAGUGGUGUGAUUCCAAAUGAGUUCACCACUUUGAAAAAUUUGACUGAGCUUGAUCUCUCUAUUAACUAUCUCAAUGGUACUAUUCCUAUUGGAUUUCAAAACUUGACAAAACUUACCUCUUUGCAACUCUUCAAUAACUCAUUAAGUGGUAUAAUUCCUCAUGAAUUGGGAGCAAAUAGUCCACUUUGGGUGCUUGAUUUGUCAUACAACUUCUUGGUGGGAAGAAUUCCAAUCCAUCUUUGUCAACAAUCUAAAUUGAUGCUGUUGAACUUAGGAUCAAACAAACUCACUGCAAAUAUCCCUUAUGGACUCACAAGUUGUAAGUCCUUGGUGUAUCUUCGCCUUUUCGAUAACAACUUCAAGGGUAGGUUUCCUUCUAAUUUAUGCAAGCUUGUAAAUCUUUCUACAGUUGAAUUGGAACAGAAUGAAUUCACAGGCCACAUUCCUCCACAAAUUGGUAACUGCAAAAACUUGCAAAGACUUCACCUUUCUAAUAACCACUUUUUGUCUCAAUUGCCAAAGGAAAUUGGCAACCUCUCUCAAUUAGUUUCUUUCAAUGUCUCAUCAAAUUACCUUUUUGGUAAAGUUCCUAUGGAACUUUUCAACUGCAAGCAGCUCCAAAGACUUGAUCUUAGUCACAACAACUUUAUAGGUACUUUACAAGGCGAGAUAGGAACUCUUUCACAAUUAGAGCUUCUUAGGCUCUCACAUAACAAUUUUACUGGUAAAAUUCCACUGGCAUUAGGAAAACUCUUGAGAUUAACUGAGCUACAAAUGAGUGAAAACUCAUUUUGUGGCUACAUUCCACAAGAGUUAGGUGCACUCUCAUCUUUGCAAAUUGCAUUGAAUCUCAGCUAUAAUAAACUUUCAGGCCAAAUACCCUUUGAACUUGGGAAUCUUAUUAUGCUAGAAUCCCUCCAACUCAAUAACAACCAUCUGAGUGGUGAAAUUCCAAACUCCUUUAAUAGACUUUCAAGUUUACUUUCAUUCAAUUUCUCAUACAAUGAUCUUAUUGGCCCUUUACCUUCUUUACCUCUCUUUCAAAACUCAAAAUUCAGUUGCUUUUUAAGGAACAAAGGACUAUGUGGAGGACAGCUUGCCCCUUGUCCAAAUUCACUUUCACACACCCCUCCAAAUAAACUAGGAAAGAUUCUUGCUAUAGGUGCAGCUAUUGUUAGUGUUGUUUCUUUGGUUUUAAUUCUAGUCAUUAUAUAUCUCAUGAGAAGUUCCUUUGUGUCAAAGCAAGAUAUAAUUGAUAAAAAAAAUUCUCCACAUGUUUCAAACAUGUACUUCUUCCCAAAAGAAGAGUUAACUUUCCAAGACAUGGUUGAAGCAACUGAAAAUUUUCAUUCCAAAUAUGUAAUUGGGAAAGGUGGUAGUGGAACUGUCUAUAGAGCUGAUAUAUCAACUAGUGAUCAUAUAAAUGCAAUUGCUGUAAAGAAACUUACAUCAAACAGUCACAACAACAGCAUUGAUGUAAAGGGCUGCUUCCAUGCUGAAAUAUUAACUUUGGGAAAAAUAAGGCAUAGAAAUAUUGUGAAACUAUAUGGUUUCUGCAACUAUAGUGGAUCUAAUAUGCUACUUUAUGAGUACAUGGAAAAGGGUAGUUUGGGAGAGUUACUUCAUGGAGGAACAUGUUCCUCUAGUCUUCAUUGGCAUGACAGGUUUAGGAUUGCACUUGGAACUGCACAAGGACUAUCUUAUUUGCACCAUGAUUGCAAGCCGAGAAUUAUCCACCGCGAUAUCAAGUCGAAUAAUAUACUUGUUGAUCAUGAAUUUGAAGCUCAUGUUGGAGAUUUUGGUUUGGCUAAGUUGAUUGAUAUCUCAAGGUCUAAAUCAGUGUCUGCAGUUGUUGGUUCUUAUGGCUACAUUGCCCCUGAGUAUGCUUACACAAUGAAAGUGACAGAAAAAUGCGAUGUCUAUAGCUAUGGAGUUGUCUUAUUGGAGUUACUAACAGGAAAGAAACCAGUCCAAUCGUUGGAUCAAGGUGGUGGUGAUCUUGUAACAUGGGUGACAAAUCGUAUCAACAAAUAUUCGUUGAAAUUGGACAUCCUUGAUGCUAGAUUGGACCUACUACAUGAAAUUGAUGUUGCACAAAUAUUUGAUGUAUUAAAAAUUGCAUUACUAUGCACCGACAUAUCUCCUUCUAGACGCCCAACUAUGCGUAAAGUUGUGGCAAUGCUUACAAGUUCUAGCAAACGGAAAGAGCAAUCUUCUUUCUCUCCAUGUCAACAAUCAUCUAAUGUAGAAGAAUGAAUCACUCUUUCUUUUUAUGUAUAUGUUCUUUGAAUAAACUUUGUAACAAAAAUAAUUAUAGCUUUUGAAUGCAAAAGUUUAGGCUAUGUGGUUGAA